AUUUUUUAGGAAACGCACAACCACCAGAGAGCAAUUUAAAGGUUUAAUAUCUCGUAUGAAGGAGCGUCCCGAUAUUGCAAAAAAUUUUACCAGAAGGGCUCCUAACGAGGUAGAGCAAUUUUGGGAGAGUGUGCGUGAGGAACUGAAUUCAUUAGGGCCUCCAUCGAAGAGUAUUUCAGAAUGGAAAAAGGUUUGGUCAGAUUUUAAAUCAGCAGUAAAGAAAAAGUUGGGGCACAAUAAAAGGGAAUUUCAAGCAACUGGUGGAGGCGAAAAUAGGGAACUACCUUUAUCGUCGCUAGAAGAUGAUGUUGCUGUUCUAGUGGGCCUAAACGACUGUGUUGGUGGCAUUAAAAAUUCAAAAGAGUUUGGAGUGCCUCAGAGGAGAAUUAUUGAGCAUGCCACUCCACUAAAUUCAGAGCAGGUGGUUGAAGACAUUACUCCAUCUACAUCGAAGAGAGCUCGUGAGGGUACAAAUUCAUAUACUUCGAGAGACGCCAUCUGCAUAGAGUUGUUGGAAAAUGAAGAUGUGGAAAAUAACCAAAACAUUCGAAAUGAACUCCGAAAAAAAAAGCAAAUCGGUGUGCAGGAGAGCUUAUAUUCAAAAGUUUCGGAAGGUGUUGGGGCACAGGAACUACAUUUUAAAAAUGUAAAAAAAGAACUGAAAAAUCUGACUAGGUCGGUUGACCGUCUGGGUGAUCACCAGAAGAAAAACAAUGAAAUUCUCCAAGCUUUUCUUGAGGAGACAAAAAGACAUAAUAUGGCUAUGGAGACAAAUGCUAUUGAAAAAUUAAGGAUGAAACAAGAACUUUUAAGCAUUGAAUUAGGAGAAGUUAACAAGCAAUUGAGACUUAAAAAACGACUGUGA
Molecule: messenger RNA, 865 nt
Organism: Anastrepha ludens (Mexican fruit fly)
Lineage: Eukaryota; Metazoa; Arthropoda; Insecta; Diptera; Tephritidae
Exons: 2
Coding region: 56-865 (269 amino acids)
Cellular component (GO): nucleus
Source: RefSeq, a predicted model, not a curated record